UCAUCAGUUGGCUGAUAAGUAGAUAACAGAUGAAGAGGAAACAGCAGUUUAUUAGCAGAGAGCUGAAGAGUCGGACAGACUGAGAGGAGACGGACGUGGACCUGACAUGGAUCACCUGCUGCUGGUUCUGCUGCUGCUGUGGGGCUCAGGUGUUCAGUGUGAAACAGGAAAAGUCGACCUCGUGAUUUUGGUGGAUGAGUCUGAGAGCAUUAGCAAUCAAGACUUUUUAACAAUUCAAAGGAUUCUUGCUGACUUCAUCCAAAAGCUAAACAUCAGCACUGAUGCAGUCCAGAUUGGUCUGACUUUGUUCAGUGAUUUUCCAAGGACCGCAUGGAACCUGAACACCUACAAGACCAAAGCAUCAGUGCUGAGAGCCAUAGAAGAUCUACAACAAACUGGUGGAGGCACCAACACAGGAGUAGCUCUGAAACACAUCCUCCGUAACCAGUUUAAACCCACUGUGGGAAUGCGCCCAGACUCCAGAAAGAUUGCUGUUCUGAUUACAGACGGGAAAUCCCAGGAUAAUGUACUUCUUCCCUCAAAGAACCUGAGAGACACCGGCAUCGAGGUCUACACUAUCGGUGUGAAAUAUGCCAGUCUGAGGGAACUGUUGUCGAUCAGCUCUGAUCCGGAUAAAGUUUACUUCGCCAACAGUUUUGACUCCCUCCAGGACAACACAUUCACCAUCGACUUCUCUAACAGUGUUAAUGUGUUAGACUCUGUCAGGCUGCUGAAUGGUUCCAGUCUGUGUUCAGGCAGACUGCAGGUGAAGUCUAACCAGAGAUGGUCCUCAGUGUGUGAAGAUGACUUUGACCUGCAGGAUGCAGAGGUGGGCUGCAGGGAGCUUGGCUGUGGGCCUCCUUCGCUCCUCCAGGGGGCGCUCUAUGGAGAAGUGGAGGCUCCAGUGUGGAGCAGAGAGUUCCAGUGUGGAGGCCAUGAGUCUGCUCUCCUGGACUGUAGAAGCUCAGGCUCAGUGAGAAGCAGCUGCUCACCUGGCAAAGCUGCUGGACUCACCUGCUCAGAGCCUGUCAGGUUGGUGGGAGGAGCCAGUCGCUGUGCAGGUACGCUGGAGGUGAGACGAGGAGAGUGGAGACCAGUGGCGAUGGAAAUCUGGAACCUGAAGGAUGCAGCUGCUGUCUGUGGACAGAUGAACUGUGGUUCUGCUGUUUCUGUAGGAAAUACACAGAAUUCUUCACAGAGGUCGGUGUGGUGGGUGGAGUCACUCUGUGUUCAGGCUGGAUAUGCUCUGAAAGAGUGCGCAUCAGCAGAUCACUCUUCCUCCACCCUCGAUAUCACCUGUUCAGACUCUGUCAGGCUGCUGAAGGGUUCCAGUCUGUGUUCAGGCAGACUGCAGGUGAAGUCUAACCAGAGAUGGUCCUCGGUGUGUGAAGAUGACUUUGACCUGCAGGAUGCAGAGGUGGUCUGCAGGGAGCUUGGCUGUGGGCCUCCUUCGCACCUCCAGGGGGCGCUCUAUGGAGAAGUGGAGGCUCCAGUGUGGAGCAGAGAGUUCCAGUGUGGAGGCCAUGAGUCUGCUCUCCUGGACUGUAGAAGCUCAGGCUCAGUGAGAAGCAGCUGCUCACCUGGCAAAGCUGCUGGACUCACCUGCUCAGAGCCUGUCAGGUUGGUGGGAGGAGCCAGUCGCUGUGCAGGUACACUGGAGGUGAAACAGGGACUGUGGAGAUCUGUGGAGGCCUCAGGCUGGACCCUGAAGGAUGCAGCUGUUGCCUGCAGAGAGCUGGACUGUGGCUCUGCUGUUUUAACAGGAAGCAGAAAUGCAUCCUGGGAUGGACCAACGUGGAAGAUCAAACCUGCCUGUGUUAAAUCUGGAUCUACACUGAGGGAGUGUGCCACAUCAUCCCAGUCACCCACCGUCCUGGAGCUCAUCUGCUCAGACCUGCUGGUUCAGCCAAUCAUCUCAGCGUCCUUCUCGUCCAAUGACGGGGACUCCCAGGUCCAGCAGCAGGAGUCUUCUUGGGUGUUAAAAGGCUCCAGCUUCACCAUCAGCUGCUCCAUCCAGCCUCAGUACCCAGGAGGCUCUUUCCAGCUCACCUUCACCUCCUCCAACACCACCAGCAACUACACCCAGCCAGCUGUCAAUCACUCUGCCCACUUCCUGUUCCCUGCUGCAGAGCCCGCCCACCAAGGAACCUACAGCUGUGUUUAUCGCGUCUUCGUGUUUUCUCGUAACUUCUCCUCUGAGAGCCGUCAGCUGUCUCUCACUGUCUCAGAUCCAACAGUGUUUGUCAUCAGACUGCUGCUCCUGCUGCUGAGCCUGCUGCUCUUCAUCUCUGCCGUCUGUUUCAGCCAUAAGGUCACCGGGAGGCAGGAGCCCCGCCCACAGGAGGACCAGGAGCUGGAUGGUUAAAGCUGGCAGUGUCCAGAAAAGCAGGCAGCUCAGCAGCGCCUCCACAUGGUGGAGGAAGUGUUUGCAUCCUUCACCACAGUGUGAAGAUGAAGAACAACCACAGUAUCAUUUAUACUUUUGCUUAUGCUGUAUCGUGAUUGUGAUGAUUGUUGUGAUUAUUAGUUUUGCGUUUAUAUUAUAUUCUUAAGAAAAAAAAGUUUAACAUUUGAUGGUAUCAGACACGUCGGGCAGGUGUGAGCUGGUGUUGUGGUUGGACACAGGUGAACUAAACCUUUUAAGGUGGAUCUCACCACAGGACACUGUUCUCAUCAAGUUCAUUCUCAGCAUGACAGCAAAGACGUUCCACUGGAGCUGUCAGAUCCAUCCACAAAACAUGGUCCCACUUUCUGCUCGCUACUUCAGCAUGCAUGUUUGAUUACAGUGCUUUGUCUGUAGGUUACAUAUUAAUGUAAUUUUUACUUGUCCAUACAACAUGAUAUGAGCCAGGAGUCAUAAACGUGGGGUCCUCCAUCAGCAUCUCACAGCACGUUGUGCAAAGCUUUUGCAGCAUCAGCCUCAAUAAAACAUGGUCUGGUACUCUGCAGUAAAUGUAACCAUCUCCUCAUGAUCUCUGUGAGGUGACCCUUGUCCAGGUACUCCCUGGUGUUCUGGCAAAAAGUUGAAUAAAUCCAUCUUUGCACACGGGCCUCGUCGUACAGUUGGAGCAUACACUGCUUGCUCAGUGAUCAUUACUAGACAACUCCUCACAGUCACAUCCAAACAGUGUGGGAUCAUCCCGACAGAACAAAAGGCAGAAACAUCCAAAGGUUGGAAAAGUACUCCUGAAGAUACACACAAAACUAGCUCAGAGUUCAGAAUAACGUUAACUCAGUUGGUCUCUAGGUUAGGUUUACCAUUUAUUUUAGUAUUCCUCCAUCUAAGAUCAGGUUUAGCUCAGACAUGAAACCAACACUUCACUGGGAGCUGCAGGGCUCAGAGGGAACCGCUGAUGGCAGCUGUGAUGAGCUCGUUCUCAAACAUAAACAUCUGAUACAAACAGUGUAUAUUAAGAAAAUCUUUAUUAGAAGCGUCCAAUAUGAAACCACAAAUUAAAAAACAAAUUAACCUGAAGACAAAAUGAGAAGAACAUUACAGCAGCUGGAUUUCACAGGUUCAAACAUUUCAGUCAGUCUGUGCAAAAAAAGCUCAAACUCCCUUUUAAACGAUUCUGCUCGAGCGGGAACGUCGCCUGCGCCGCACGGAUCGACUCGCUGAUUUUCCAGGAGACAGUAAACGCGUCGCUGUGGAUCGGCGCCGUUUUCAGGACCAUGAAUCGUUCAUGUGCUGCAUCAACAUGGCAGCUUGUCCACGGGUCGCCCUGUGAGAACGCCUGAGCUCAGAGUAGAGACGCUCGAGGGACCAAUAAAAGACAUAAAGCA
Messenger RNA from Oreochromis niloticus (Nile tilapia), 3783 nucleotides. RefSeq names its product scavenger receptor cysteine-rich type 1 protein M130. The coding region runs from base 107 to 2365 and encodes 752 amino acids. Gene Ontology annotation, cellular component: membrane. NCBI's taxonomy places the organism in Eukaryota, Metazoa, Chordata, Actinopteri, Cichliformes, Cichlidae. The record is from RefSeq and is a predicted model, not a curated record. The transcript has 12 exons.